AUGCCCAUGCUGUCGGAGGACUCAGGUCUGCAUGAAACUCUGGCACUGCUGACCUCCCAGCUCAGGCCUGACUCCAACCACCAGGAGGAGAUGGGCUUCCUGAGGGAUGUGUUCAGUGAGAAGAGCCUGGAGUACCUCAUGAAGAUUCAUGAGAAGCUUCGCUACUAUGAGAGGCAGAGUCCGACUCCCGUUCUGCACAGCGCAGUGGCCCUGGCUGAGGAUGAUGUUGUGUUUGCUUCCCUGCAGGUGAUGGAAGAGCUGCAGGCGGCCUCUGUGCACGGAGAUGAGCGGGAGCUGCUGCAGCUGCUGUCCACCCCCCACCUCAGGGCUAUGCUCAUGGUCCAUGACACCGUGGCCCAGAAGAAUUUUGACCCCGUGCUCCCACCUCUGCCUGAGAACAUGGAAGAGGAUUUUGAGGAGGAGUCAGUGAAGAUUGUACGCUUGGUGAAGAACAAAGAACCCCUGGGUGCCACCAUCCGGCGGGACGAGCACUCGGGGGCUGUCGUAGUGGCCAGGAUCAUGCGAGGGGGUGCGGCUGACCGGAGUGGCUUAGUCCACGUGGGAGACGAGCUCCGAGAAGUGAACGGGGUUGCAGUCCUGCACAAGCGGCCCGACGAAAUCAGCCAGAUUCUGGCCCAGUCGCAAGGAUCCAUCACCCUCAAAAUCAUCCCGGCAACACAGGAGGAAGAUCGCUUCAAGGAAAGCAAGGUGUUCAUGCGGGCCCUCUUCCACUACAACCCUCGGGAGGACCGUGCCAUCCCUUGCCAGGAGGCAGGCCUGCCCUUCCAGCGAAGGCAGGUCCUGGAGGUGGUGAGCCAGGAUGACCCCACAUGGUGGCAGGCCAAGCGAGUAGGGGACACCAACCUUCGAGCCGGCCUCAUCCCCUCCAAGCAGUUCCAGGAGAGGCGACUGAGCUACCGGAGAGCCACGGGCACCCUACCCAGUCCCCAGAGUCUCAAGAAGCCCCCUUAUGACCAGCCUUGUGACCAAGAGACCUGCGACUGUGAGGGCUAUCUCAGAGGGCACUACGUGGCUGGCCUUCGGAGGAGCUUCCGCCUGGGCUGUCGGGAGAGGCCUGGGAGUUCCCAGGAGGGGAAGCCGUCCAUGGGAGCUGAGGCUCCGGAGCUACUGACCUAUGAGGAGGUGGCCAGGUACCAGCAGCAGCCCGGGGAGCGGCCCCGCCUGGUGGUUCUGAUUGGGUCUCUGGGAGCCCGAGUGCACGAGCUGAAGCAAAAGGUGGUGGCCGAGGACCCACAGCACUUUGGCGUUCCUGUUCCACACACCACGAGGCCCCGGGAGAGCCAUGAGAAGGAAGGGGUCGAAUACCACUUCGUCUCGAGACAAGCCUUUGAGGCCGACGUGCAACACAACAAGUUCCUGGAGCACGGGGAAUACCAGGACAACCUCUACGGGACCAGCCUGGAGGCCAUUCAGGCGGUUAUGGCCAAAAACAAAGUUUGUUUGGUGGACGUGGACCCGGAAGCUCUCAAACGGCUGAGGACCUCCGAGUUCAAGCCCUACGUUGUGUUUGUGAGGCCUGCCCUUCAGGAGCAAAGGAAGACGCCCCCAAUGUCCCCAGCUCGGGAGGACACAGCGGUCCUGCUAGAUGAGCAGCAGCAGGAGAUGGCCGCCUCCGCCGCCUUCAUAGACCAGCACUACGGGCACCUGGUGGACGCUGUGCUGGUCAGGGAGGACCUACAGGCUGCUUGGAGCCAGUUCCACGGGGUCUUGGAGAAGCUGAGCAAGGACACGCACUGGGUGCCAGUUAGUUGGAUCAGGUAA
Molecule: messenger RNA, 1782 nt
Organism: Ochotona curzoniae (black-lipped pika)
Lineage: Eukaryota; Metazoa; Chordata; Mammalia; Lagomorpha; Ochotonidae
Gene: MPP3
Product: membrane palmitoylated protein 3
Exons: 18
Coding region: 1-1782 (593 amino acids)
Cellular component (GO): plasma membrane; cell-cell junction
Molecular function (GO): protein binding
Source: RefSeq, a predicted model, not a curated record